Messenger RNA from Xyrauchen texanus (razorback sucker), 4710 nucleotides. RefSeq names its product phosphofurin acidic cluster sorting protein 1. Gene Ontology annotation, molecular function: transmembrane transporter binding. Gene Ontology annotation, biological process: protein localization to plasma membrane. The transcript has 24 exons. The record is from RefSeq and is a predicted model, not a curated record. NCBI's taxonomy places the organism in Eukaryota, Metazoa, Chordata, Actinopteri, Cypriniformes, Catostomidae. The coding region runs from base 91 to 2832 and encodes 913 amino acids.
UACCAGCACAUCUGAUUCAUUCAUGCUCAGAGAUUCAGGGCGCUGGAGAAGAUCAGUUCAUAAGAUCCGAUCAGAGGCGAUCGCGGAGUGAUGAUGGCGGCAGCGCUCGAGAGAGGAGGGCUUCGGGCCGCCUUCCUGAACCCGGGCAGCGGCGGCGGCGGAGCGGCUCCCACAGCGGCGGCAGGAGCAGCAGCAGCGGGCGGCGGGGUGGCGGUACUGUGGGGCUCCGGAUCUGUGCCCGUCCCGAUGAACCUCUUCGCCACCUGGGAGAUCGACCGCUCCUGUCCGAGCUGUGUGCCCAGGUUGUGCAGUCUGACAUUGAAGAAGUUGAUCGUGUUGAAGGAGCUGGAUAAAGAUCUGACCUCAGUGCUGAUAGCGGUGAAGAUUCAGGGCUCCAAACGAAUGUUGCGAUCAAACGAGUACAUGCUUCCCCCCAGCGGUGUGAUGGAGACAGAAUUAGAGCUCACUUUCUCUCUACAGUACGCGCACUUCCUGAAGAGAGACGCUAACCGCUUACAGAUUAUGCUCCAGAGGAGAAAACGCUACAAAAACAGAACGAUCCUCGGCUACAAGACGCUCGCUGUCGGAGUCAUCAACAUGGCCGAGGUGUUGCAGCACCCGACAGAUGGCUGUCUAAUUCUGGGUCUCCAUAGCAACGUGAAGGAUGCUCCAGCUCGUGUGGCGGAGAUCAGCGUCUUCUCUCUGUCCAGUCAACCCAUCGACCACGAGUACAGCAGCAGCCGAUCGGGAGCGAAGACCAAAGCCUCCGAUCGUUCUCCAGAUAUGGAUAAUUACUCUGAGGAUGAUGAUGACAGUUAUUCAUCAGAGCAGGAGGCCAGUGAUGACGCUGUACAUGGACAGGAUCUGUACGAUGAAGACGAUGACAUACAAAAACCAAAAAAGCCUAGAAGGAAAAUGAUCCGAACCAUCUCAAUGACUCGACAACCCAACUUUAAACAGAAGUUUGUGGCCUUACUGAAGAGAUUCAAAGUCACUGAUGAGGUUCUGGACUCAGACCCGGUGGAUCAGACUCAGGAGGUGGAGGAGGAUCUGGAUCUGCUGUAUGACAGUCUGGAGGUUUAUAAUCAGAGUGACAGUGGACCAGAACUAGAAGAUAAUGAGAGUGUUCUGAGCACGCCCAAACCCAAACUCAAGCCGUUCUUUGGGGGAACGUCUCACUCCAGUUCUCAAACAGAGAUCGGGAGCGUUCACAGUCACAAUCAACACAGAGACACCUCACACGCAGGUUCUGACUUCCUGUCGGUGGACUGGUGUAAGGCUCCAGGGUCACGACCCCAGGAUGACACCAGUAUGGACACCACAGCUGGGGAAAUGGAUGCAAAGCAUCAUGGGAUAGUAACGGGAGAUGUGUCGGUUGGUUUGGAGAACAGCUCUGCUGGAAAACUCUGCAAGACUGAUUCACAAAACCACACGAGUCCCAGUAAAGCUGAGAACAGGGUCCCACUGCGAGCGCACGGCACAACCAUGAAGGACCGGCAGAAUUCACGAGCUCAGAGCAACCGUACGACCAGCGUGGACAGUGAAUAUUCACCAGACGCCCGAUUCACCGCACAGGUGCCCCGUAAAUCAGUUUAUGAUCAACUGAAUCAGAUAUUGAUCUCUGAUGAGAGACUUCCAGAAAAUAUCAUCCUGAUCAAUACACAUGACUGGCAGGGACAGUAUGUAGCAGAAGUUCUUCAGAAACAGUCUCAGCCCAUCGUGUCCACCUGUUCGGCUGCUGAUGUUCAGGCUGCAUUUAACACCAUCAUCACACGCAUUCAGAGAUUCUGUAACUGUAACGCUCAGACUCCACCCACCGUCAAGGUGGCAGUGGCGGGCGAUCAGAGUUAUCUCAGUACUGUACUGCGCCUCUUCGUGGAUCAACUCGCCAAUAAGACGCCUGAUUGGCUGAGCUACAUUCGCUUCCUUGUCAUCCCCAUUGGCUCUCAUCCGCUUGCGAAGUACGUGUCAUCGUUCGACAGUAAAUUCAACAGUAUGUUCAUGGAGCCAUCGUGGAGAGAGCUGUUCUGCCGGACAGAACCUCCAACCACAGACAGUGUUGAUGUGGCAGGACGGAUCGUUCAGUAUCUGGCAGGUGCAAACGUCUCUCAUCAGUUCCCCAUCUCUGAAGCCAUGCUCACCUACCGACAGAAGAGUCCGGAUGAAGACUCUUGCCAAAAGUUUGUGCCAUUUAUCGGGGUGGUGAAGGUGGGGAUCGUGGAACACAGUCUCUCAACAUCAGUGGAUUCUGAUGAUGCGAUGGGCGGUAAUAUGGGCAUCGUGCCCUCGCUUCCACCGCAGUCUGCCACGCCCUAUGGGAAAGACAUUUAUGGGACUCCUCCCCCUUCCCCGUCUGCAUGUGCUGUGUUCACUGGAGCUGGUUCUCUGUGUACAGGUGGCGAGCUGAUAGGACUGCAGGUGGAUUACUGGACGUGUCCGAGUGAGAAGAGGCGUGAAGGAGAGAAGCGUGACGUGUGUUUGAAGAACACUCUGAAGAGCAACUUUCGCUCUCUGCAGGUCAGCCGUCUGCCCAGCGGCAGGGAACUGAACGCCCCUCACAGUAUGGCCAUGACCGUCGUCACCAAAGAGAAGAACAAGAAAGUGAUUUUUCUCAGUAAGAAACUGAAGGAGAAGGACGUGGAUUCUAAGAGUCAGGUGAUCGAUGGCAUCAGUCGACUCAUCUGUACAGCCAAACAUCAGCACACCAUGCUCAGAGUCUCUAUAGACGGAGUGGAGUGGAAUGACGUGAAGUUUUUUCAGCUGGCCGCUCAGUGGCCGACACACGUCAAACACUUCCCCAUCGGCGUGUUCGGCUACAGUAAACCCAUGUGACCUCACGCCCGCUGGAGGACGAGCGACAGAGAGAGAGAGAGACAGAAGUGUGUGUGGAGAAAAGCCAAUGAUGUGAGAUUCAGUGAGGUUCCCAUGGAAACCUUACCAUCUCAAAUUAUUAUUAUUAUUGUUUUUAUAUGUAACGUCCGUUUCAGUUUUUGUUUUUUUGUUUUGUUUUUUUUACACGAUAUUGUACAGAACAAACAUCAUUUUAUAUGAAUCGGGCUGCCAUCUGUCUGAUGUAUUUUUAGAAGCACUUUCUGUUGUUUUUGCUGCUCGUGUGUGUGUGUGUGUGUGUGUGUGUGUGUGUGUGUGUGUGUGUGUGUGUGUGUGUGUGUGUGUUGAGGUGUCUUCCUUUCAGCGCUGUUUCUUUUACACAAAAUGUACAAUCUGUUUGUCAUUGUGAUGUUUUGUAGUUUUUUACACUUUUUUAUGUUAACAGAACACAAGAUUACUUUGAUCCUUUAUGAGAUGUUUAUUACAGAACUCACUGGCCAUAAUCCGGCUGUAACACACGUGUGCACAUACAUGUGAUUAUUAGUGUGUACCUCAGUGUCUGUCAAUCACUCUUCAAUGAGAACUAUAUGAUAUUAUAUUACACAUUUAACCAGAGUUAUAGACAUAUAGAUCAAUUUCACCGUGAUUAAAACACAAUAAUGUAUAAAUAAUCUAUAAUUCAUUUCUUAAUAGUCUCAUAUCACAUAUCAGCACUUUCUAACAGCACAGUUGUGCAUUCUUGAUAUCAACGACUGAAUUUCAAUUGAUGUCAGAAAUGAACAUUUGCACUCGUGACAGUGUAAUUAUUGAUUUAAACGUUGUUUUGUCAUUUAUAUUAGUGAGAAGUAAUUAACUGACAUGUGAACUAGUAAUAAAUGGAUUAUAGAUGUUCGGAGUGAAGGAUCAUUGUGAAACUGAUCUGUGGAAACACUUUUCAUUGGAUGAAUUUUAAUAUUUGAGUAUUUCUGCGAGUGAUGACAUCAUUUAUAAUAUCAAGAAUGAGCGUUUUAAUUUAAUUAAUCUCCUGCAAAUGAUUAAAAGUCCAUUUGUGUAGAAAAACUGAUGUGUGUGUGUGUGUGUGUGUGUGUGUGUGAGUGUGCAAGUGUGCAUGCCUGUGUGUGUGGAGUGUGCAAGAGUGUGUGUAUGUGUGCGUGAGUGUGUGUGUGAGUGUGCAAGUGUGCGUGCCUGUGUGUGUGAGUGUGUGUGUGUGUGCGUGUGGGAGUGUGUGUGUGUGAGUGAGUGUGUGUGUGUGUGUGUGUGUGAGAGAGAGUGUGUGUGUGUGUGUGCGUGUGGGAGUGUGUGUGAGUGUGUGUGUGUGUGUGUGAGUGUGUGCGUGAGUGUGGGUGUGGGAGUGUGUGUGCGUGUGGGAGUGAGUGUGUGUGUGUGUGUGUGUGUGUGUGUGUGUGUGUGUGUGUGUAUGUGUGUGAGUGUGCAAGUGUGCAUGCCUGUGUGUGUGUGUGAGUGUGCAAGAGUGUGUGUAUGUGUGCAUGAGUGUGUGUGUGAGUGUGCAAGUGUGCGUGCCUGUGUGUGGGAGUGUGUGUGUGUGAGUGAGUGUGUGUGUGUGUGUGUGUGUGUGUGUGUGUGGUGUGGGAGUGUGUGUGUGUGUGUGAGUGUGUGCGUGAGUGUGGGUGUGGGAGUGUGUGUGCGUGUGGGAGUGAGUGUGUGUGUGUGUGUGCGUGUGGGAGUGUGUGUGAGUGUGUGUGUGUGUGUGUGCGUGAGUGUGUGUGUGUGUGCGUGUGGGAGUGUGUGUGUGUGAGUGUGUGUGUGUGAGUGUGUGUGUGUGUGUGUGUGUGUGUGUGUGAGAGUGUGUGUGUGUGUGCGUGAGUGUGUGUGUGAGUGUGUGUGUGUGUGAGAGUGUGUGUGUGUGAGAGUGUGUGUGAG